This is a messenger RNA of Sphaeramia orbicularis (orbiculate cardinalfish), 1687 nucleotides long. RefSeq lists its product as uncharacterized. Bases 241 to 873 code for a protein of 210 amino acids. Lineage: Eukaryota; Metazoa; Chordata; Actinopteri; Kurtiformes; Apogonidae. The record is from RefSeq and is a predicted model, not a curated record. The transcript has 3 exons.
ACACAGAUGAUGAAUAGUGAGAGGAUGAGUUUGUCGCUUUGGAUAAAUAAGGAGUGAUUUACAGCUUUGGACUAAUUUCCUCAAUUUCAGUUGCAGUAUUAUCAAACCUGAGUCCCCGAAAUAACCCAGCUAAAAAAAAGACCCAGAAGUGAGUUCACAUCAUAUCAAGACCAGUUCUGUGGCAGGAGUCUCAGUCUGUGGUUUCAACAAGAGCUCCACGUCGGAACAUUUCAGAACACAAUGGACGGCACCAGAACUUCUCUGUGGCUGUUUGUCCUCAUCAACCAACUGCCGCUAAGCCUGGCCAACGACCUUUCAACUAUGCAGAUGCACAAUCAAACCGCCAGUUCAACCACGAUCGCAGACACCAACCACACAAACCAUUACGAAGAGGAAACCAACGUGACCCGAGCCGACUGCCUGAUGGACAACCAGAUGGGUCUGAUCGCUCUGGGCUCAGCGGGAGGCCUGAUCGUCUGCCUGCUGCUCACCACCGUAGUGCUGACCUGUCAGAUCUGCCACAUUCAGCGCAGGGUGCACCUUCCACGAAGCUCACGCUCCAACAUGGACUUGGUGAGCAGCGCGGCGUACUGGGGCCCGGACCGGCCCGAGGCGGGGGGUCUGGUCGGGCCCUGUGACACCAGUGUCAUGCUGGAAGAAGUGGGAGCAGACAGUAGGAUGGAACAAGAGAGGCACGAGGGGUUCCAGGAGGAAAGAGAAGAAGCUGGUGCAGAACUGGAGGAGGGGGCCACAGCCGUGCCUCUGCUUAGUCCUGAGGCACAGGGGGGGCCGAUGCAGACGCUGAGCUCCGCCUCCAGAGAUUCGUGCCUGGAGGUUCCCAGAGAUCUAGAGGACAUGCCCCUGGUAGUGUGAGGAGGACGAGGGAUAAUCCAGCCCACGACACUUCAAGACCACCAGCAGACGCUCAGAGCAGCGCAAGACGUAGGAUCAUUCACCACGGUUUAGUCGACUUCUUUUGAUUUGUGUUUUCUCUUUUUCAGGACAGAGCCUUAUCUAAACAAAAGUACCGUUGGAGUCAGAGCUUGGUGAUACAAGCAAAAAAAGUUAGAAAAAAAGAUUCAUAUUAGUAGAUAUUGAGAAUUGUCAUGAUAGCUUAGAGGCAGACUUCUGAUUCUGAAUGAAAGUUGAAGAAACCAUCGAGUUCCUAAUGGUUUUAAAUUAUUUGUAAAAAAUGGAAUAAGAUGAAAAUGACAUAAAAGGUGUAUAAAGAUUAGAAUGAUAUUCAAGACCAAACAAGGUGAAAACAGAGUCAAAGACGAAACAGCUGGAACAAUAAAAAAAGUUCCAUAAAAGAUACAUGAAGAUGAAAACAACAUAGCGGAUGUAACAAGGUGGAAAUGAAAAAAUACAAAACACAAGGACAAUGUAUAAAUAGAAGAUGAGUGAUUAAAAUGCCUUUAAUCUGGGCUAAUACUAAACCCAAUAAACUUCAGCCAAGUUUGGAGUUCGCUCUGUUACUCCGCUCUGAUCUGUUCGUGUGUCGCAUCCAAACUGCUCUUCCAGAUUCAGAAGUGAAUUUAGGAGCUCUGACCCAAGUAUUUCUUAGAAUUUAAGGACACUUUCACACCUGCCUUGGUCUGGACUUAGGUUUGGUUCAUGUACAGAGUGAAAACACUUUUUCAGUGGUUUUGACUUUGGAACAAAAUACAGGCAGCCAUGGUAAAAA